Lactuca sativa (garden lettuce) is the source of this 528-nucleotide messenger RNA. The record is from RefSeq and is a predicted model, not a curated record. Lineage: Eukaryota; Viridiplantae; Streptophyta; Magnoliopsida; Asterales; Asteraceae.
AUGGAUCCAAGUGUGAAACUAAUGCCAAAUAAUGGUGUUCCCAUUUCACAGUUGGAAUACUCUCUGGCUAUCGGUAGCUUUAUGUAUGCCAUGACAAGUACCAGACCUAAUAUUGCUUUUGCUGUGGGUAAAUUGAGCAGGUACACUAGUAAUCCCAAUGCUCAACAUUGGCAAGCAUUAAAUAGAGUGUUUAAGUAUCUCAAGGGAACCAUGAAUUAUGGUUUGAGUUACUUGGGGAUUCCUUCGGUUUUAGAAGGUCAUUCAAAUGCAAGUUGGAUAACCAACAUGGAGGACCAUUCCUCAACUUCUGGUUGGGUAUUCUUGCUUGGGGGAGGUGCCAUUUCUUGGGCUUCCAAGAAGCAAACUUACAUUACAAACUCGACAAUGGAAUAUGAUUUUUUUGCAUUAGCAGCUAUUGAUACAUGGAAAGGAGUUACCUACGUGAUUGUGAAGUGUAGCUGCAUUUCAAGAGGUUGUGGACUUGACCUUGAUACGAUCAUGAGAGGAUUGGGACACACGACUUUAUAA